Molecule: messenger RNA, 6420 nt
Organism: Rhagoletis pomonella (apple maggot)
Lineage: Eukaryota; Metazoa; Arthropoda; Insecta; Diptera; Tephritidae
Exons: 9
Coding region: 1101-5960 (1619 amino acids)
Biological process (GO): signal transduction; positive regulation of GTPase activity
Molecular function (GO): phosphatidylinositol-3,4,5-trisphosphate binding; GTPase activator activity
Source: RefSeq, a predicted model, not a curated record
CAAUUUUUCCCCGUCUUUGAGCGAAAAUAUAUGCCUGAGCUAAAGAAGCAACACUGCCAUUUGAGUGAAACGACAGGCGAUUCACACAGAGACCGACAGCGAUUGGAAAUGUCUGCUAGUAAACAUAUUUGUGGUGUCGGAUCGUGAAGUAUAUGUAAAGCGGUUACGGAAGAGUCGACGCCGGUACUAAGUGUUAAAGGGCUUCCAUAAUUAUAUAUUCUAAGUAAUGCCGAAAACUUAAAAUUUUCCAAUAAUUUUUGCAUGUAAAAAGCAAAUCUUAAAGUUUGAAAUGUGAUUUGUAUUUGGUUUGCGCUAAAUUAAAUAUAUGUAAGUGAGGUAUAAAACGAUCGUUGGCUACGACAAACAAACACAUAUGUAUGUAUGUACGUACCUGCAUAAAAAUUUAUAUAAAUGUAGUAAACACGUAUGUAUUUUUGUUAGUGCUUUUGUUGAUAAAUCCAAUAAACCGCCGUUCGCAUUGUAGGUGUGUGCGUGCCCAAUGGAACAAAUUGUGCCGGUGUGAGUGUAUCUGUGCGACAUUGCUGCGUGAAUCAUCUGUGAGUGAUAUAGAAAUGGCAGAAAUACUAAGGGGGAAAAAAAUAAAUUUAAAUGAUUAUAAAUAAUUUUUUGUUAAACAAAACAGAAAUCUGCUUAAAGUAACAUAAACAUACCGACAACAUUAAUAAUUUUGCAAGCAAAUCAUAGUAUAGCUGCUGACACAGAAUAGCGACAUUGGUGUUGUCGUUGGAUUUUAAUAUGUAAAUUAAUAGUAUGCACAAGCGGCCGUUCAUAGGAGUAGUGCGUGAUAAGUGUUAAAGUGUUGUAUAUACAUAUUUACAUAUGUAUGUAGUUAUGUACAUACUUUUUAACGAGUGGUAUAAUUUUUUGUGGUAUUAACGGAAAUAUUUGCAACAAAGCGUGGACCGACGAGAGUUAACAAAAAUAUGCGAAAAACUGGAUGAGUUUAUGACCACAAUAACAAACAACAAUACUGUGUCUCUUUAUUACGCGAAAGUUGAACAAUUAGCGACUGUGCCUGCGCUGAACCAAGAAGUAAAUAUUCAAGUUGAUGGAGAUUUGUGCCAUUUAAAAAGUGUACCAUGGAACAAGAAGACACCUGCCGACCUGUUCCCGCCCCGCGUCGUCUCUAUCCUGAGCUGCGAAAGCUUGACUACGAAAAUGUGACUGUUGAAUUGAUAAAUAAAAAUCUCAACAUAAACUCAGAAAACCUACACACAGUAACUAAUUGCACCGAAAAAGUACCGAAUAAUAAAAUAUUUUUUGGUUCCCAUUCUGAUCUGGAGGACACAGCCAGCACACGCAAAUCCAUUCUCACCGAAACAAAUGACCUAUAUGGGCCCAACGCUAACGAAACGGUUGCCACUCCAGGACCCAUAUAUUCUACGCCAACUCCCGCGCCACGCCCACGCAAGCCACAAAAUACUGAUGUAGAAAAUGCCAAUAACAUCUAUGAGAAUACCGAAGUGCUCCACGCAUCGCCACAAACAACUCCAACCCUUUAUCCAGAGCUGCCAAACAGCACACGCGCCAUCAGCAAGGAAAACUCACCCAACACCUCGACUUCGUCAUCACCAUCCGGCAGUCGUGCCGCCCUGCGCAAAGCGCCCGUACUACCUCCCAAGACAUACCUGAGUGCGGAGCGCGAACGCUGCAACCGUGCGCAACGAUAUUCCAUUGGCAGUGAAGUGUCCACCACGAGCAGCUACAAUGUAACCAUUGGAGGUGGUGGUGCUCGUGCAGGUGUCGGCGGAUUGGAUGACUGCGCUUUUGGCAUCGGCUACACACAAAAAUCAGCCUCCAACGCAACACUCAAUUCAUCUGUGGAUGAGUCGAAUGACAGCGGCGAUAAUUCGAAAUUCAAAUCACCUUCACCCGGCGAGCUCCUGAAGUCAAUUGGUUCCACGUCCAAACUUCUCACAGAAUCCAUCGGCGAGCGUGUUGCACUCAAAGCCAAGGGCGUCAAAAAUAAAUUUGACAAGAAUUUCAGCAAUAUCAGCAGCGAAACCGCGAAUCGUUUACGUAGCGUUGGAAAAAACUUCAAUACAAAUUUUACGCUGACCAAAAAAGACAAGGAAAAACCUAAGGAAGUCGCCACAGCACAAUUUCACACCGGCCGCCCACAAACACUGCCACCUAACGAUCAAGUUUUCGGUUCGAUCUCAUUCACCAGCCCGCUAAACCGCAAAGCGGACGCCGUCGAUGAUCUUUCCGCCAGCACUGCCGAUUGUUCAUAUGAUUUGCCGCGUAGCUUGAAAUUAACGCGUAGUGAUCUCGAUUUACCUUCGCCGCCCUCUUACGAAGACGCCUUAAAAACUGCGCCACAACCAGCAUUCGAGCGUAACGCGCCUGUAAGUAAGUCGCUCAUGGUGCCUAAACAUAUUGCCGCCGAGGCAGCUAAUGUAGCGCUGAAGAAGCAGCGUAGCAAUGCCAGUCUGCAAAAUGUUGCAGAAGAAGAGAGCGCCACGGGCAGUAGUUCAGUUGCGAAUUCGCGUGAUUCAUUAGAUUUUCCCUCACCACCAAUGCCAACUUUUCCACCACCCGCACUACCCAAGGAAGUUGUAACCGACAUUACGGAUGGGCUUUACGGCAGACUCAAGCCCAUACAGCCACCACAGCGGUUGAAGAGACGCAAGAAUUAUGAGGAGAUUCAAUUGCGGCGCGUAGUGGAGAAUCCAUCGCCCGUGGGCGGAGCUUCACUGCGGCCAAAUGUCGACUCUGCUGAGCUACAUCAACUCAAUAUGGAAGUUGCGGCAUCUGAACGCGAAGAAUCUAUGCUGUUGCGUAAGCAGAUACUGGCAGCGGAAAACCAAAUGCCGAAGCCGGAUCGCAGUGAGUCGUGGGAGUAUUUUGCGGAUAGCGUGGAAGAGAGCGUGUGUUCAACGCCUGAGCCUGUGUAUGCUAAUGAUGAGGCCACAUAUGGUCGAGUUUUCGAAAUGGCCUCAAGCAGUAAACCUAAUUCCUCCCAAGUUCAGCCAAGACCGGUUGAGUUAGUGGAAGGCGCUGUAGGUGGCUGCGUAAAGCCGCCGGUGGAAGUUAUUAAAGAAUUUGAUCCGCUUUUGAGUCGCAAAGCCGCAACGAUAUGCAAUUCGGAUAAGAGUAAUCAGCUAUUGUUACUGGAACAUCUGCUGGAAGAGGACAUCUACGGCACUGUUUCGGGAGAUCAAGUAAAAUCUGAUGACGAUAUCAGCAUGUGCACGUCGGAAGAAGACAAUCAAAUAGCUACUGCUGUCAUCACCACGGCUGUAGUCUCCCAAGAUCCCACGCCAGCAACUGUGGUUUUGCCUACACCAACGAAUGCUAAGCCCACCAAUAACACUAACGAAGCGGGUAGUCAACUACGAAUAGUGCAUCAAAAUGCCCACUUACUUUCAGAGAGCACAGAGAAUAUGCUGGAUGAUAACGAGGCGCGCGUCCGGCCCUACUUGAGUCGACUCGAAGACCAGCCAGCCAGUGGCAGAAAUAUUGACUUGGCACGCGCUUCUGAAAAUCGCACUCAAUGGUUUGUGCAGGACAAUAAAGAAAACAAAGAGCAGCAACGUCGAAAUCCCUUUAACAAGCUGAACAUCGAAGGUGAUGGACCACCAUCCUACUUGGAGGCCAUUGGCGUCGAGGAUCGACCUUCGCUCACGGCUAAUGAACAAAAAUCGCGUGCAUCGCGUUUUAUGAAUACUAUGAACGUAUUUUCGACGAACGUAAAACAGCGUGUGGGUGCAAUCACGCGUAAGGGUAGCUUCAAGGUAGCCGCAAAAUCCGAUUUGAAGGUAACGCUACAAAUGGUGCCACGCCCUACGCUUUCACCAUUGCUCGUACGCUACGAAGGACCACUGAUACGCUUUCCUUCAGGUGUUGUGGAAGACAUACUCAAGGAGAUGCAAAAUCGUAAAGCUAUUUUACGCGAUCGCCAAUUUCAGACAUUCCUCGAUCAGGAGAUGAAGACGCCCAAAGAAAGCAUUCCACUGGAAUACAUUACAACGCUGCAAUGUGUGAGCAAUAGUCGCGUAACAGAUAAUUCAACACAUUUUUAUUGCUUUGAAAUAACCAUGUCAGUGCCGAAAAACCAACCGAACUCGAGCAACGUGCAGGCAAUGUCGAAUCCGAACCUCGUUAUGACGAGUACGUCAUCGGGCAAUUGUAAACAUCAGCGCGUAGCACACCUAUACGGUGUGAGCAAGGAAUCGGAAAGAGGUGUUUGGAUGCAAAAGCUUUUAGAGAGUCUGACCAAUACUAUACCACCGAAAUAUGCCUGCCAUUACUAUCGCGCAGGCUGGUGUUAUUUGAAAAACUCAAUCACUUCCGAAUGGAGCGGCACCUGGCUGGUGUUGAAGAAGAAUCAAAGACGUUUAAUAUUUGUGAGUGAAGCUGCUGGAAAUGUCGAGAAGAUGGAUCUGCGCAAAGCUCGUUGCAUAGUGCUCAAAGACAGCGACGAAACGAUUCGUAAUCUGCAUGUAGAGUCUGGUCCCACACUCAUGAUCGAUUGUCCGCCCUUUACGGUGUACAUGAUUAUGUCCUCACCGCGCGAAACUAAAAUUUGGCGGCAUAUUAUACGUGAAGUGGCACACAACAAUGGCUUCUCUCUGAUCGAUCAGCAGUUGACCAAGUUCAAUGUGCCCGUCAUUGUGGAUAAGUGCAUCAAUUUUGUGUACAUACACGGCUCCAUGUCGGAAGGCAUCUAUCGCAAAUCAGGCUCUGAAAAUUCUAUUCUUAAACUUUUGUCUGCCUUCCGAGCAGAUGCCUUCAAUGUGGAGAUUACACGUAACGAAUACAAUGAGCACGAUGUGGCUAACGUUUUGAAGCGUUUCAUGCGCGAUCUUCCCGAGCGCCUAAUGGGCAAACUUUCCGAGAGUUUCAUGUGUGUGACUGAGCUUACUAAACCUGCGGAGAAGAUAGAAGUAUAUAAGGAAUUACUUGCACGUUUGAGCGUGAUAGAACGGGAGACUCUCAAGAAAAUUGUAGGACAUUUGGCAUUUAUUAGCUCGCAGAAGGCGAAGAAUAAGAUGAGUACGAAAAAUUUGACAAUGAUCUGGGGUCCAACGCUACUGCAGAAUCAUCAGGAAGAAAUGGUUUACUCGCAGAAGGAAGCUGAUGUUCUAGCCGAUUUGAUAACGCUUUACAAACAUUUAUUCCCACUAUCGCCAGAGGAAGUAACAAAAGAACAAGAGAUGUUGAUGUGCUUACAAAAGUAUUACGCGGCGGCUGAAACGCUGACAGAUUCAGUGAAAAAGUCUGGGGACCUAAAGAUGUGGGUAGUACUUAACCCCAGACCAGAGAACACCAAGGAAGAAAAAGUUCAGGUGAACGUUACAAUCACACCCACCCGCACGGCCUACGAUAUCUGUCGCGAGCUGGCGUCUAAAAUGCAAUUUUCAACCCAUCAAGUAUCCCUGCACGAAGUCAUACUGAACGACAGCCUGGAGCGUCCACUACACCAUGACACAAAAGUAUUCGAUGUUGUCCUCAACUGGUCGUAUUGGCCCGAAGAUGAUCGUAAAAAUAAUUACCUAGUUGUGAAACCUAUUGAUACUUUGCGUGAAGUUCAACGUGCCGUUAAGAAUCUGGCAACGGUGACCCCGGGAAAGGAGUUGAAAUUUGCUGAUUAUCGCACAAAAUCCUUCAAAUCAUUUCUCUGCGAGUUGCGUGACGGUAAAAUUGUGAUAUCGAAGAAAGACAAAAACGAAAAAACCACCAUCGUACGGGAGAUCUUCCUGCAUAGCACUACGGCGUACUUGGGUUGUGAGAAGAAGCGCGACUUUCCAUGGAGUUGGGCAAUUACGUUCGUGGAGCGUACACAAACGCAGAUACUGAGAUCACGCGAUUCACCCUUCAUAGGACAUGUGCUGGCUGGCAGUGAGUGGGUCGAUCGUACAAUAUGGUUCUCUAGCAUUUGGUAUAGUUUAUAUGGCGAUAACAUAUUGCCACCGGCAGAAAUCAUAAUGAAGUGAAGGAUCUGUUUUUUUUUUUGCAUAAGUAUAGAUUAACAUAUACAUACAUGCAUACAUUUCGUUAGAGAAAUAUUCACAAGCGAAAUAUUAACACCAUCAUUUAGUAUCUGGGCAUCAUGAUCAAUUUAUUGAGCAUUUCAAUUUGCAUUUCAUUCUAUUAAUUUUAGUUUUUAAUAUCAAAAUGGUUGGUAUCAUAUUGUACUUGCCAUAUACUGCAUUGUUAAAUAGUAGUACAUGAAUAUUAUGCAUACAUAUGUAAACAUUUUUUGAAGAUUUUACAAUUGUUUUAAUACAUUUUCAUUAGACUCGUAUGUAGGGGUUGUAUGUUAGGUAAGCAAAAAUUGCAGAUAUUUUAUAUUAAAGUCAUUGUAGGUUUAGUGGGUAAUCAAUUUUGAAAAUAUGUACUACAUAAAAUGUUGUAUGUCAAAGUUAUUAUUUUUCAUGAACAUACAUACAUAAG